Phragmites australis (common reed) is the source of this 2035-nucleotide messenger RNA. RefSeq names its product palmitoyl-acyl carrier protein thioesterase, chloroplastic-like. The transcript has 7 exons. Lineage: Eukaryota; Viridiplantae; Streptophyta; Magnoliopsida; Poales; Poaceae. Gene Ontology annotation, molecular function: acyl carrier activity; fatty acyl-[ACP] hydrolase activity. Gene Ontology annotation, biological process: fatty acid biosynthetic process. The coding region runs from base 281 to 1534 and encodes 417 amino acids. The record is from RefSeq and is a predicted model, not a curated record.
AAGAGAGGUCGCCCGGCCCCGCCCCGCCCCGCCCCAACCCCAGCCACCGCCACCGAAGCCGCCAAAACACCACCCCAUCCGCCAGAAGCCUCCUCUGUCUCCCUCCCUCAUCGACGCUGAUAGCCGCGCCGUGAGCGGCGUAACCAAGCAGGAGCCCCUCGCCGUCGCCCUCACAUCCACAGGAGGUUCGUUGCCCCGGCUUGCCCCCUCCCCGGUUGGGAUCCCCGAUUCAGCCGCCAUUUGAUUUGAUUUGGCGCGGAAGUUUCAGUCCUUAAUUCCUAUGGCCGCCUCCAUUGCCGUCUCGGCCUUCUUCCCGGGGUCGCCGGCGCCGGCUGCGCCUAAGAACGCCCUCGGGGAGCGCCCGGACAGCCUGGACUUACGCGGCGUCGCCGCGAAGCCGGGUUCCUCGUCAGGUGCCGUGAGGGCCGGGAAGACACGCGCCCACGCCGCCGUACCAAAGGUGAACGGCUGCAAGCCGGCGGUGGCAGACGGGGACCACGAGACGGUUCCCUCCUCGGUGCCGAGGACGUUCUACAACCAGCUCCCCGACUGGAGCAUGCUCCUCGCGGCCAUCACGACCAUCUUCUUGGCGGCCGAGAAGCAGUGGACACUGCUGGACUGGAAGCCCAAGCGGCCCGACAUGCUCACGGACACGUUUGGCUUCGGCCGGAUCAUACAUGACGGCUUCAUGUUCAGGCAAAACUUCUCCAUUAGGUCCUAUGAGAUUGGGGCCGAUAGGACGGCGUCCAUAGAGACGCUGAUGAACCAUUUGCAGGAAACUGCUCUUAAUCAUGUGAAGACCGCCGGGCUGCUAGGUGAUGGAUUCGGCUCCACACCUGAGAUGAGUAAACGAAACUUGUUCUGGGUGGUUAGCCAAAUGCAGGCCAUCGUCGCUCGUUAUCCAUGCUGGGGAGAUACUGUUGAAGUAGAUACGUGGGUUGGUGCUCAUGGCAAAAAUGGUAUGCGUCGAGAUUGGCAUAUACGUGAUUCUAUAACAGGCCACACAAUAUUGAAGGCAACAAGUAAAUGGGUUAUGAUGAACAAGCUUACUAGGAAGCUGGCAAGAAUUCCAGAUGAAGUGCGGACUGAAAUAGAGCCAUACUUUUUUGAGUGUUCUGCUAUUGUUGAUGAAGACAACCGAAAACUUCCAAAACUGCCAGAGGAUCAAAGCGCUACUGCAGCCAAAUAUGUCCGGGCAGGCUUGACUCCUCGGUGGGCUGAUCUUGAUAUAAAUCAGCAUGUCAAUAAUGUUAAAUACAUCGGUUGGAUUCUUGAGAGCGCACCAAUCUCCAUUUUUGAGAAUCAUGAACUAGCGAGCAUUGCGCUAGAUUACAGAAGGGAGUGCGGCCGGGAUAGUGUGCUGCAGUCACACACCACCGUGCACACUGAUUGCUCCAGUGAGUCUGGAGAAACAACCUUGCACUGUGAGCAUUUGCUGAGCCUUGAAUCAGGUCCGACCAUUGUGAAGGCCCGGACCAUGUGGAGGUCGAAGGGAACCAAGGCCCAAGAAACAGUGGCUUCAUCUUCACUGUGAAGUGUGCGAGAUGUUCUGAAUGGUGAUUUUGGCAGCAAACAAAUUGGUAAAAUCAGAUGGUUACUGGUGUCCUCUACUGGAAGCACACAGGGCAGACAUGGAUGUUAUGCUAUAAUCUCAUAACAGCGUGCAACCUAAGUUAUUUUAAAUAUACAGCGUGUGAAAAUGGAGGAGAUAUAAGGGGACAACAAUGCAGGAGACAAGAAGUGAAGAUCGAAGAUGAAGGAGGCCUCCUGUGCAUGUUCUGUUAUUUCAAAAUUUCCUACCCUCUUUUCUUUGAGAAAUUCUUCGGUUACACGAAUGGGUGUUGUAAGUAUUGAUUUGUAGUGUAGCUACUGCUUUAUGAUGGGGAGUGAGUGCUCCCCACACAUAUUCGUUCUGGGGCAAUGUGCAUAUGUUGUGAGCCCCUUGAAAGCAAUUUGUCUCGGCUAUACUUUUAAAGAAUUUCAUGCCCGUAUAUUGUACUGAUUGAUAUUCAAUUUGAGAUUUCCAAGUUUCUUC